Messenger RNA from Diuraphis noxia (Russian wheat aphid), 2885 nucleotides. Its product is annotated as Adenosine deaminase, tRNA-specific 1. The record is from RefSeq and is a predicted model, not a curated record. Lineage: Eukaryota; Metazoa; Arthropoda; Insecta; Hemiptera; Aphididae. Gene Ontology annotation, molecular function: adenosine deaminase activity; tRNA-specific adenosine deaminase activity; RNA binding. Gene Ontology annotation, biological process: tRNA processing.
UCCAUGAUAUAUUAUUGAUAUGUUAGUUAUAUCAUGAUUCAUGGUGAGUACAUGUCAUGAGUUCAUGACAAUUGACUACGUGAGACGCAGACUUUGAGGUUCACCGAAAUUGUUUGAAUGAUUCGAUGCCAGUCCAUCAUAAUUAAUGUUUAUUACUAGUUACUACCAGAAUAUUGUAUGAACUAUGUUUAACGAUGGCACCACAAAAUAAUGAUAUGGUGAUUUAUAUCAGCGAUCAGCUUAUUUUAUGAAUCAUAUAUUUAGUAUAAAAAACACUGUCCGAUACUUCGAUGACUGCCAUUCAGUAUUCGUAAUUAGACAAAGAAAAUACUAAUACGGUAGCUGUUUCAUGUGCCUUGGAUAAUGUUUGAGUGAAGCCCGACUUCCGUUUUAAUCUCGCGGGGAACCAUCAGUUUGACGGAUGUUUCAUUACUAGCAGUCUGUUGUAGUCAUCGUAGAUUCGUAGCAGUUCAACGAUGCCUGAAAAUUUCGCUGAUCUGGUAGCUAGGCUAUGUCUGGAGAAAUUUGACCAGCUUCCGAACAAGGGCAAACCGAUGUCCGGUAAACAGUGGACGCUGUUGUCAGGCGUCGUACAGGCUGAGAAUGACUCGAGACCGCCGAAAGUCGUCUCUCUGGCUACUGGCACCAAGUGCAUUGGUGCUAGUAAGCUGUGUAGCAAAGGUACUGUGGUCAAUGACAGUCAUGCCGAGGUCUUGGUACGCAGAGGUCUGUUGCGGUAUUUCAUCCAAGAAAUCGAAUCGGCUCGUAAAGGCAGUCCGUCGAUAUUUGUACAGGACUCAGCGCUUGCUGAUGAGGAUUGCCGACCGGAAAACCAUUCGGAUAGCUCAUGUCCUCUAACUUUACGUCCAGGCGUCACUUUUCACUUUUUCUCUAGUCACACGCCGUGCGGUGACGCGUCGAUAUUUCCAAAAAACGUGGGUAAACGGGCGGCCGUAGACGACGACGACGGUAUCGGACCGGAAGCAAAAAGACCCAAAAUCGACGACGCCAACGACAUACAUCGGACUGGAGCUAAAUGUCUUAGCGUUGAGACGAGGCAGGACCCUCAACUUCCGGGCGCUGCAUAUCAUGUGGUCGGAGCGGUCAGGACCAAACCGGGUCGAGGAGACCGGACGUUGUCCGUCUCGUGUAGCGACAAAUUGCUCAGGUGGCAUUUGUCGGGCGUACAGGGAGCUUUGUUGUCGCUGCUCAUCGAACCGGUGUACUUGUCUUCGCUGACCAUUGGCGGCGGUUGUCCAUACUCUGAGCCGGCCCUGCGCCGAGCAAUUGUUGAACGGGCGAACUGCCCCGACGAAGAUCGAUCGCCAUCGAUUCCACUGCUCAGACUGGCACGUUCUGCUUUGGAAUUCGAAUACGCCAAACAUCGCGUGGCCGCUAGUUGCAAGCCGUGUCCGUCCAGUGUGGUCUGGUGGGAAGACGAUUGCGGCGGUGGUGGGGUAGGUGGCACGAACGUGGCAGGGGGUCGUCAUGAAGUGUUGGUAAACGGCCGCAAACAGGGCGCGACGAAAAAGGCGGUGGACGGAAAGGCGACGGGUUCGUCGGCGUUGUGCAAAAAAUCGCUGUUCGACGCGUGCCGACAUCUUUUGGCCGGCGAUGGAGGAACCGAAGGCCGACGGCAAGUCAGCUACGCACAGGCCAAGUCGGGCGCCACGUUGUAUCGACGCCGAUGGGCCGCCAUUAGGCGUCAGUUGGGCUGCUGGACGGUGAAACCAGAAGAUUUAUUGGACUUUACAUGACAUGCGGUAAUGAUCUACAAAUGUUUUUUAGCAACCUCAAAUUUCAUCAAGUAAAACUGUCAUCACGCAAUACCGAACGAGUAACAACUGACCAAAAGAUUCGACUGACAGUAGUAAAUAUCGUAUAUUAUCAAUUUAUUUUACUAGUGACUCUAAAAUUAAGUAGGUCUGCUUGACAUAUUCUUCCGUUAUUUAAAAAUAAAUAGAAUAUUAAUCAAACAACAUCCGUUAUCGAUAGCGAUACGUCAAUCUCAAAAUGUAUAUACUUUUUUAAUAAAAUAUAAGUUAUUAUUAUAAUAAUGUUACUUCCUCUGCGCAAUAACCAUCACAACCUAUCGGCAGCGGUCCAUUUUGAAAUAAUAACAUAUUGUUCGAUACUAGCGCGUUCGAUAUCGCAGUUGAGGUACCGACCGCCGCCGAUAACAGGUACGUCGUCGUGGCACCCGUAAAUCAUCAAAACUUCCCCUAACAUAUCUUAAUUUUAUGUACCCGAUUUGUAUCCAUUUGUACCCUCCUUAAAAAAAUGUGUACCCCUCUCCUUUUAACGCAAAACCAAAUUCCCCGUCCGGGUGCUGAAACGACGUCGUCCUGGCACCCGGAACCAUCUGCAGGAGUCAACCGAUCGUUUUCGGACCUAUCUCAUUUUUUUGUACCCGAUUUGUAUCCAUUUAUUUGUACCCUCCUAACACACCUGCAGUCACCGUUCGAUCGUCGAACAUAUAGUCCACACACAUUUGCCCUGACACGCGUGGGCUUUCGUUUGUAUUCAAAUAAAGUAAAAAAUAAUAGGAAACGUGAAUUAUUGCAUUAAUUUCACACCCAACACAAAUAUUAGUUCAAAGUUCAGCCAUAGCACUUUUCGUUUAAGUACCAACCUACUUUCCAUUAACAACAGGUAAUAAAGUAUUAUUUAAUUUAGAAUAAAAGUGGUGAUUUUAUUUUUAUAUUAAUAAUAAAUGUAAUUUUACUUAUUAAAAUAUACUAUACUGUUAUUGAUUUAUUGUAUAUUUAUACUUCCGCUUACAGAAUCAUCAUAGUGCUUAAAAUUGUAUGCAUUUUCAUCACAUAAUAAACAUACUACAUAGCUGGUUUCAAUAUUAUAUUCAUCGGUCGAUGAUAAAUAAUAUG